Rotaria sp. Silwood1 is the source of this 1500-nucleotide messenger RNA. NCBI's taxonomy places the organism in Eukaryota, Metazoa, Rotifera, Eurotatoria, Philodinida, Philodinidae. The record is from the annotation of a GenBank genome assembly.
AUGCAUUACGAGCUCUAUUCUUUUAUUUUUGCUGUCUUCUGGACGCUUACAAUCGUUCAUGGACAAACUAGCAUCUGUUGGUCAAAUCCCUGUCGAUAUGGUGGUACAUGUCUGGAAAUAAAUGGCAAUACAGAUUACGUUUGUUAUUGUCCACCAAACCUUCCAGUAGGUGGUAAAAAUUGUGAUCAAGUGACUACAAUAACAACAACACUUCCAACAACUCCAGCAGCAGUAUCAUCAUGUUCAUCAAAUCCAUGUCUCAACGGUGCUACUUGCAGUAUAUCACCAUUCACUAAUUCAUAUGUUUGUACUUGUAAUGAUUUUACAUAUGGAUCACGAUGCGAAAAUUUAAAUCGAUGCCUCACACAACCUUCACCUUGCCAAAAUAAUGGUGUAUGUGUUUCUGGUUUAAAUUCUGCUUAUUCUUGUUCAUGUACUCCACAAUAUACCGGAACUUAUUGUGAAACAUUCAUUCAACCAAUAUCUAUUUGUGCAUCAGCACCUUGUUUGAACGGGGGAACAUGUCUAGCAUUGAAUGAUAAUACAGUUUUCUAUUGUCAAUGUCCAGCCGGAUUUUCAGGUUCAAGAUGUGUUUGUUCUCCAUCACCAUGUAGAAAUGGUGGCACUUGUUUGGAAAUUAAUAAUGCACCAUACUGUCAUUGUUUGUCAUCAUAUACAGGUGCAACAUGUGAACAAAUCAUAAGUAAAAGUGAUUCUUUAGAAAUCAAACUUAUGCUUCGAUUUAUAUCUAUAGAUAAUAAUAUGUGUAUUUCAACGCCCAAUAUCUGUCGAAACGGUGGAACAUGUCAAUCAGUUGGAUCCAACGGAUUUAGUUGUAAAUGUAUGCCUGGAUAUACAGGAGUAAAUUGUGAAACAGUUAUUGCUGUUAAUUUAUGUUUACAAGCAAAUCCUGCAUGUUUAAAUGGGGGAGUAUGUCAACCAGUUGGAUCAAACGGAUUUCGUUGUGAAUGUGUGCCUGGAUAUACCGGAAUAAACUGUGAAACGGCUACUACUCCUAAUUUAUGUUUACAAGGAAAUCCUGCAUGUUUAAAUGGGGGAGUUUGUACUUUAUCUGGAAAUGCAUAUAGAUGUUCCUGUCCGACUGGUUUUACAGGUCAAUAUUGUGAAACUGCAGUAACAGCAAAUACUCCUUGCAAUCCUUCACCCUGCAGGAAUGGCGCAACAUGUCAACUAGUUGGAUCAAACGGAUUUCGUUGUCAAUGUAUGCCUGGAUAUACCGGAAUAAACUGUGAAACGGCUACUACUACUAAUUUAUGUUUACAAGGAAAUCCUGCAUGUACAUGCGGUGUUUCGGGAAAUAGUUAUACUUGUACAUGUGCUCCUGGUUAUACAGGAAAUACAUGUGAAUUAGAUAUGCGACCAGCUGUUUGUGAACUAAAUUGUUCGCCGGGUUAUUGUUUUGCUAAUUCAGCUAGUCCAUCAGCUUUUGCUUGCUUUUGUCCGGAUAAUACAAUACAUUUGAAAACAUGUGCUCGUUGA